Messenger RNA from Thlaspi arvense, 6923 nucleotides. Lineage: Eukaryota; Viridiplantae; Streptophyta; Magnoliopsida; Brassicales; Brassicaceae. The record is from the annotation of a GenBank genome assembly.
GCUUCUGACACAAGACAGGACUAGUUCUGCUUUUACUAGUGUAAAAAGAAAAAACAUUAAAAUCUGUGACAUCUCACGUGCUCUCUCUCUCUCUCUCUCUAAUUGGAGUUUGUAUCCAAAUCCACGCGCCUUUUUCCUCUCUCUCUCUCUCUCUCUCUCUUUCUAGAUUAAUCAAAGCUGUUUCAAGUUUCACUUCGCCUUUCUCCAGAUCCGUCCUCGGAAGCUCCGUAGUGUUUGCAGAAGAGAUGGGGUUUAUCUCGAGGAGUGUUUUUCCAGCGUGCGAGAGUAUGUGCGUUUGCUGUCCUGCUCUCAGGUCGAGAUCUCGACAGCCCGUUAAGCGCUACAAGAAAUUGCUCGGUGAGAUCUUCCCCAAAUACCCUGAUGGUGCACCAAACGAGAGAAAGAUUGUUAAAUUGUGUGAGUAUGCUGCGAAAAACCCAAUCCGUAUCCCCAAGAUUGCCCAGUUUCUUGAAGAGAGGUGUUACAAGGAUCUUCGAUCUGAACAGAUGAAGUUCAUCAAUAUUGUCACUGAGGCUUACAACAAAAUGCUUUGCCAUUGCAAGGAUCAGAUGGCGUAUUUCGCUACAAGUUUGCUGAACGUGGUUACAGAACUACUUGAUAAUUCAAAGCAGGAUAUACCAACCAUUCUUGGAUGCCAAACAUUGACAAGGUUCAUUUACAGUCAGGUUGAUGGAACUUACACGCACAGCAUUGAAAAAUUUGCUCACAAAGUUUGCUCAUUGGCUCGUGAAGAAGGUGACGAAUAUCAAAAGCGUUGUCUGAGAGCAUCUGGCCUGCAAUGCCUCUCAGCGAUGGUGUGGUAUAUGGGGGAGUUUUCGCAUAUCUUUGCUGCUGUUGAUGAGAUUGUACACGCCAUUCUUGACAAUUACGAGGCAGACAUGAUCGUUCAGACCAAUGAAGACAGAGAAGAGCAAAAUAGUAACUGGGUUAAUGAAGUGAUCAGGUGUGAAGGCCGAGGAACAGCAGCCAGCGGUUGUAAUAGCCCUAGCUACAUGAUUGUCCGGCCGAGAACUGCAAGAAAAGAUCCGACUCUAUUGACUAAAGAAGAGACUGAGAUGCCCAAAGUUUGGGCACAGAUCUGUCUCCAGAGGAUGGUUGAUCUGGCUAAAGAAAGCACAACUCUGCGUCAAAUCUUGGAUCCUAUGUUCAGUUAUUUCAAUUCUAGACGCCAAUGGACUCCCCCAAACGGGCUGGCCAUGAUAGUUCUGUCUGAUGCAACAUACUUGAUGGAAACUUCUGGGAGUCAGCAGUUGGUGUUAUCGACUGUUGUACGCCAUCUUGACAACAAGCAUGUUUCCAAUGAUCCUGAGCUCAAGGCUUAUAUCAUUCAAGUUGCUGGUUGUCUAGCAAAGCUGAUCAGGACCAGCUCGUAUCUUGGGGACAUAAGUUUCGUUAAUGACUUGUGUCGGCAUCUGAGGAAAAGCUUUCAAGCGACAGCUAGAUCAAUUGGAGAUGAGGAACUCAACUUGAACUUGAUGCUUCAAAACUCUAUUGAAGAUUGUCUGCGGGAGAUAGCCAAAGGAUUUGGAAACACACAGCCACUGUUCGAUAUGAUGGCUGUUUCACUCGAGGGUCUUCCUUCUUCAGGAGUUGUUUCACGUGCAGCGGUUGGAUCACUGUUGAUUCUCGCUCAUGCAAUGUCUUCAGCGUUAUCGCCAUCUAUGCGUUCACAACAGGUUUUCCCAGACGCACUUCUUGAUGCGCUUCUAAAAGCAAUGCUGCAUCCAAAUGUGGAAACCCGUGUAGGAGCGCAUGAAAUAUUCUCUGUAAUUCUCUUGCCAAGUUCUGGUCAGUCUCAGGCUGGACUUGCAUCAGUGAGAGCUUCUGGUUAUCUCAAUGAAUCCAGGAACUUGAGGAGCGAUACAACCUCUGCGUUCACAUCUAUCGCUGCUCGAUUAGAUAAGCUCAGAAAAGAGAAAGAUGGCGUCAAGAUUGACAAGAACGGCUAUAAUAAUCAUACUCAAGAGGAUCUUAAGAACUACAAAUCUUCCCCAAACUUUCACAAGUUGAAUUCCAUAAUUGACAAGACUGCUGGGUUCAUCAACCUAGCUGAUAUGCCAUCAAUGAUGAAGUUUACCGAAGAUCAAAUCGGACAAUUGUUGUCUGCAUUUUGGACACAAUCCACUCUUCCCGAUAUUUCACCUUCAAACAUUGAAGCUAUUGCUCAUUCAUUCAGCUUGGUGCUUCUUUCCUUGCCACUUAAGAAUCCUGAUGACGGGCUUGUUGUUCGAGCCUUCCAGCUUCUCUUCUCACUGAGGAAUCUCUCUUUGGAUCUUAACAACGGCACAUUACCAACGGUUUGCAAGCGGUUGAUCCUUGCUCUAUCUACAAGUACUCUGAUGUUCGCUGCUAAAAGAUAUCAAAUUCCUCAUGUUUGCGAAAUGUUGAAAUCUCAACUUCCUGGUGACGUAGAUCCUUAUCUCUUCAUUGGCGAAGACUUACAGCUUCACGUAAGACCACAUUCAAAUAUGAAAGAUUUUGGGUCCUCCAUCGAUAGCCAGAUGGCUACUUCGAUGCUGUUUGAGAUGCGAAGCAAAGUAGAACUGUCCAACACUAUCAUAACCGAUAUUGUGGCAAAAUAUCUAUCUAAACUUUCCAAGCUCGACGAAGCUGAUGUGAAGAUGCAACUCUCUGAGCCAUUCACACCUGAUGAUGCCUUUAUGUUUGGAUCACGGCCUAUCGUUGAACAUGAACCAAACCAAAGUAUCUCUAAGGAAUCGCUGUCCUUAGAUGAGGAGAUACAUGCAGGUUCAAUGGUGGAGGACGAAGUGACGAGUGAACUCUCUGUCCGAUUUCACCCAAGAGGGUCUCCUUCACCAUCUGUUCCUCAAGUUAUCAGCAUUGGACAGCUUAUGGAAUCGGCGCUUGAGGUGGCUGGUCAAGUGGUUGUGUCAUCUGUCUCUACUUCUCCGCUUCCUUAUGACACAAUGACAAACCGCUGUGAAACCUUUGGGACUGGGACGAGACAGAAGCUCUCAAGGUGGUUGGCCACCGAGAACCGCCAGAUGAAUGGGCUCUACAGAAAUUCACUGGAGGAAUCAUCUGCACUGGAGAAGGUAACAGAUGAUGGGAGCAUCUAUGGGAGAGAAUCUGGUGUGCUGCAGGAUUCGUGGUCCAUGAUGAGUCUGCCUCCAGCUAGCCCCUUUGACAAUUUCCUCAAAGCCGCAGGAGCCGGAAGAUGAUUCACUUGACUUGAUGAUACUUAGUCUCUGUAGAAAAAGCAGAAUUACGUGUGUGUAGUGUAAUCAUAUUGUUGUUAUUGCGUUUGUAGAGCUAACUAUCUAGGCCAAGCACGAUGCUUCUCUUCUCUGUUUAAAAACAGACACACCCUUGUAAUGAUCUUCUAGAAUCAGUUAUUAGUAGUAGUUCAUUUGGACAAGAAUCUCUGUUAUUGUUGUUAUGAUUAGUGCUAGAGAACUUUUUCUUGUGUCAAAGACUUAUUCAAUUCGAAAUCUUAUAAAGCUUUUACGGAAAAUUUGAAGUUCGAUCAAAAACUGUAUCCAGGAUCAAUAAAGAUCAUCACUUUAAAGGCCAUAACUUAUGCUAAUGACGGUGAACGAGACCGAUCUUAAACGAUGUCGUUUUCGUGUAAGGCGAAAUGGGUUGUUCUCUUGUCUCCUUUAAAUUUGGGGUUUUGCUUCGUCGGGGUUUAUGAAGGGCUUUGAUACUACUAAUCUUCGCCUACAGGCUUCUUCACUUUCUCCAGAAUUCUUCAAUGGUUUCUUGCCUAAAAGUCAAGCAGGCGUAAAUAACCUUAAUUUCAGAAAUUGUCACCACAGAUCUUCCUCUGCGGCCAUGUUGAAGCUCUUCUCUUCCACCGCUUCCCGAGUCCACCAUUUGACUCCGGCAAUUCGGGUCGGGUCUCGCUCAGUGGAGUCUCCGUUGUUUAAAGCUCUGAGUCAGCUCACUGGGUUGAAUCGGCGAUCUACCUCGUUGGGUCACCGUGUUUUCUUCUGCUCCGAGCCCACCGAUGGCGCGUCCGACUCAGAAGCCGCGGCUGAGGUCGAGGCCAAGGCAGCUGGGUCCGAUUCCGAGGGGUCUGACUCCAAAUCUUCAUCAGCGAUUGUGCCCACUAAUCCUAGACCCGAAGAUUGUUUAACGGUUUUAGCAUUGCCGGUGCCGCAUAGGCCUCUUUUCCCUGGUUUUUACAUGCCAAUCUAUGUCAAGAUUGAAGCGUAUCUAGCCUUAGUACUAGAGCCGAUAUCUUCUUUUUUGGAUCCUAAAGUACUUGCAGCUUUACAAGAGAGCAGGAGACGACAAGCUCCAUAUGCAGGAGCGUUCCUUCUGAAGGAUGACCCGUCAAUUGAUUCAUCUUCAAGCACUGACAUAGAGAAAAACAUAAAUGAGCUAAAAGGGAAAAAUUUACUUGACCGGCUUCAUGAAGUUGGCACACUUGCUCAGAUUUCAAGUAUCCAAGGGGACCAAGUUAUCCUCGUUGGUCACAGGCGACUCCGCAUAACGGAAAUGGUGAGUGAAGAACCACUGACCGUCAAAGUCGAUCAUAUUAAGGAUAAGCCGUUUGACAUGGAUGAUGAUGUCAUCAAGGCUACAUCCUUUGAAGUUAUUUCAACGCUUAGGGAUGUCCUAAAGACAAGUUCACUAUGGAGAGAUCACCAUAUAGGUGAUUUCACUUAUCCACGAUUAGCCGAUUUUGGAGCGGCAAUAUGUGGUGCAAAUAGGCAUCAGACUCAAGAAGUUCUUGAAGAACUGGAUAUUCACAAACGUCUACGGUUGACGCUGGAAUUGAUGAAAAAAGAAAUGGAAAUUAGCAAGAUUCAGGAAUCCAUAGCAAAAGCAAUUGAAGAAAAAAUUAGUGGUGAGCAACGCCGUUACUUGCUAAAUGAGCAGCUCAAGGCUAUAAAGAAGGAGCUUGGUGUGGAGACAGAUGACAAAUCUGCACUUUCUGCAAAGUUUAAAGAAAGGAUUGAGCCUAACAAGGAAAAAAUUCCACCGCAUAUAUUACAAGUCAUGGAAGAAGAACUUACAAAACUUCAGCUGUUAGAGGCGAGUUCAAGCGAGUUUAAUGUGACCCGUAACUACCUUGAUUGGUUGACCAUAUUGCCUUGGGGAAAUUACAGUGAUGAAAACUUUGAUGUUGUACGGGCUCAACAAAUUCUUGACGAGGAUCACUUUGGCUUAUCAGACGUAAAGGAAAGGAUACUAGAAUUUAUUGCGGUUGGAAGACUUAGAGGCACUUCACAAGGGAAAAUCAUCUGCCUCUCGGGACCUCCUGGAGUAGGUAAAACUAGUAUUGGUCGUUCUAUUGCACGUGCUCUUAACCGCAAGUUUUUCCGGUUCUCUGUUGGAGGAUUAGCUGAUGUCGCUGAGAUCAAGGGGCAUCGUCGAACAUAUGUUGGCGCCAUGCCAGGAAAGAUGGUGCAAUGUCUAAAGAGUGUGGGGACAGCAAAUCCUCUUGUUCUAAUCGAUGAGAUUGAUAAGCUUGGAAGAGGCCAUGCUGGUGAUCCAGCCAGUGCUUUGUUGGAGCUUCUGGAUCCAGAACAAAAUGCAAAUUUUCUGGACCACUAUCUCGACGUUACUAUUGACUUAUCAAAGGUUUUAUUUGUGUGCACAGCGAAUGUGAUAGACAUGAUUCCAAAUCCUCUGCUAGACAGAAUGGAGGUGAUUAGUAUUGCUGGGUAUAUCACUGAUGAGAAAGUUCAUAUCGCAAGAGACUAUCUGGAAAAAACCGCACGUGGAGAUUGUGGCAUCAAGCCUGAACAGGUUGAGGUGAGUGAUGCAGCUCUUUUAUCCUUGAUAGAAAAUUACUGCAGAGAAGCGGGUGUUAGGAAUCUCCAGAAACAGAUCGAGAAGAUUUACCGGAAGAUUGCUCUUAAACUAGUGCGCGAAGGAGCAGUCCCAGAAGAGCCUGCAGUUGCAGUUAAUACCGAAGAAGCUGAAAUUGUGGUGGAAUCCCCAGAGAACGAUGUUGUAAAAGAAAACAGUGUGUCCUCUGCUGAAGAAUCAAAGGAAGAGGUUCAAACCGAGAAGAAAGUGGUUGAAAAGGUUAUGAUUGGUGAAUCAAACCUUGCAGAUUAUGUAGGCAAACCUGUUUUCCAUGCGGAAAAGAUCUAUGAGCCCACACCGGUAGGAGUUGUGAUGGGUCUAGCGUGGACAUCAAUGGGUGGUUCAACAUUGUACAUAGAGACAACUGUUGUGGAGGAAGGGGAAGGUAAAGGAGGUCUGAAUAUAACGGGUCAGCUCGGUGAUGUCAUGAAAGAAAGCGCACAGAUAGCUCUCACAGUCGCCAGAAAGAUCAUGCUAAAGAAAGAACCAGAGAAUCACUUCUUCGCGAACUCCAAGCUCCAUCUCCAUGUUCCCGCAGGAGCCACACCCAAGGACGGUCCAAGUGCAGGCUGCACCAUGAUCACAUCAUUGCUAUCACUUGCCAUGAAUAAACCUGUUAAAAAAGAUCUUGCAAUGACCGGAGAAGUCACUUUAACCGGUAGAAUUCUUCCUAUUGGUGGGGUGAAGGAGAAAACCAUAGCAGCGAGGCGGAGUCAGGUGAAGACUAUAAUAUUUCCGGAGGCUAACCGGAGAGACUUUGAAGAGCUGGCGGAGAAUGUGAAAGAAGGGCUUGAUGUUCACUUUGUCGAUGACUAUGGAAAGAUCUUCGAGCUUGCCUUUGGCAGUGAUGAACAACAAGACUGAGAUAACACUGAAGUCACUUUGACACUCUUCCUCUGUUGUCUUCUCCAUCUAAACAAGAAGACCAUUCUUGAUUCUUUGUGUUUCUUUUUACUCUACUUAUUUUCCUUCAAGAGGAAAUUGAUUCUGUUACAUUUUUUUAUGAUUAGGGUAGUUUAUUUAUGUGGUUGGGUUUUUUCUUUUGGUAUAUAACCAUGAAACAUCAAAUGAAAUUAUUUUUCAUUUUCUGUUGCACUCCAUGCCGUUUUCAAAUAAUA